Molecule: messenger RNA, 7700 nt
Organism: Sphaeramia orbicularis (orbiculate cardinalfish)
Lineage: Eukaryota; Metazoa; Chordata; Actinopteri; Kurtiformes; Apogonidae
Gene: prpf8
Product: pre-mRNA processing factor 8
Exons: 43
Coding region: 186-7202 (2338 amino acids)
Biological process (GO): spliceosomal tri-snRNP complex assembly; mRNA splicing, via spliceosome
Cellular component (GO): catalytic step 2 spliceosome; U5 snRNP
Molecular function (GO): U1 snRNA binding; U2 snRNA binding; pre-mRNA intronic binding
Source: RefSeq, a predicted model, not a curated record
GUGGGGCCGCCGUUGUUCGUCGUGCGUGAUACAUUUCUGAAAGACAAGUUAACACAACAGAGUCAGAAAGAGGGAUAAGAAUACUGUGUAACAGAGAAGUUAUGGUAGCUGGACGUCUGUGAAAAAGACUGUCUUCAGCGUUGGGAAAUCGCCUGGAUAGAGAAGACAGCGAGUUGUGAGGCACCAUGGCAGCUACCUUCCCCUUCAGAGGAGUACCUGCAGGGAUUCCUCCAGGUGUGCCGCCUCCUGCGCCGGUUCCAGAUUUCAUGACUGAGGAAAAACUGCAAGAGAAAGCAAGGAAAUGGCAGCAGUUGCAGGCAAAGCGGUAUUCAGAGAAGAGAAAGUUUGGCUUUGUGGAUGCUCAGAAGGAAGAUAUGCCACCUGAGCAUGUACGCAAGAUCAUCAGGGACCAUGGAGACAUGACCAACAGGAAAUUUCGCCAUGACAAGAGGGUUUACCUGGGUGCCCUCAAAUACAUGCCCCAUGCUGUUUUGAAGUUGCUGGAGAACAUGCCAAUGCCCUGGGAACAGAUCAGAGAUGUGCCUGUCCUCUACCACAUCACAGGAGCCAUUUCCUUCGUCAAUGAAAUUCCUUGGGUUAUAGAGCCAGUUUACAUAGCACAGUGGGGCACCAUGUGGAUCAUGAUGCGUCGUGAGAAGCGUGACCGACGUCACUUCAAAAGGAUGCGCUUCCCACCAUUUGAUGAUGAAGAGCCGCCUCUGGACUAUGCUGACAACAUUCUUGAUGUUGAACCACUUGAAGCAAUCCAGAUGGAGCUGGACCCUGAGGAGGACAGUUCUGUUGUUGAGUGGUUCUAUGAGCACCAGCCCCUCAAAGACACUGCCAAGUUUGUGAAUGGUACAACCUACCGUCGGUGGCAGUUCACUCUUCCCAUGAUGUCCACUCUGUACCGCCUGGCUAACCAGCUGCUGACAGACCUGGUGGAUUACAAUUACUUUUAUCUCUUUGAUCUCAAGGCCUUCUUCACUUCCAAGGCCUUGAAUAUGGCCAUACCUGGAGGACCAAAGUUUGAGCCCCUGGUUCGGGACAUUAACCUCCAGGAUGAAGACUGGAAUGAGUUCAAUGACAUAAACAAGAUCAUCAUCCGGCAGCCCAUCAGGACAGAGUACAAGAUUGCCUUCCCCUACCUGUACAACAACUUGCCACACCACGUUCAUCUCACCUGGUAUCACACACCCAAUGUUGUGUUUAUUAAGACAGAGGAUCCUGAUCUUCCAGCGUUCUACUUUGAUCCAUUGAUCAACCCCAUCUCACACAGACAUUCUGUUAAGAGUCAAGAGCCUCUACCAGAUGAUGACGAGGAGUUUGAACUUCCUGAGUAUGUGGAGCCCUUCCUCAAGGAGGCACCUCUCUACACAGACAACACAGCCAAUGGCAUCGCCCUACUCUGGGCACCGAGACCAUUUAACCUCCGAUCUGGUCGUACAAGGCGUGCCAUUGAUAUCCCCCUGAUCAAGAACUGGUAUCGUGAACACUGCCCUGCUGGACAGCCGGUGAAAGUGCGUGUGUCAUAUCAGAAACUUCUCAAGUACUAUGUGCUCAAUGCUCUCAAACACAGACCACCCAAGGCCCAGAAAAAGAGGUACUUGUUCCGAUCAUUCAAGGCCACCAAGUUCUUUCAGUCCACCAAGCUGGACUGGGUGGAAGUGGGCCUGCAGGUGUGUCGACAGGGCUACAACAUGCUCAAUCUGCUCAUCCACCGUAAGAACCUCAACUACCUGCAUCUGGACUACAACUUCAACCUGAAGCCUGUCAAGACCCUAACCACAAAGGAGCGUAAAAAGUCCAGAUUCGGCAACGCUUUCCACCUGUGCAGAGAGGUGUUGCGUCUCAGCAAGCUGGUGGUGGACAGCCAUGUGCAAUACCGACUGGGAAAUGUGGACGCCUUCCAGUUGGCUGAUGGACUGCAGUACAUCUUUGCUCAUGUGGGCCAGCUGACUGGCAUGUACCGUUACAAGUACAAGUUGAUGAGACAAAUCCGAAUGUGCAAGGACCUGAAGCAUCUCAUCUACUACCGCUUCAACACUGGUCCUGUAGGCAAAGGUCCAGGUUGUGGGUUCUGGGCUCCUGGCUGGAGAGUGUGGCUCUUCUUCAUGAGGGGCAUCACUCCCCUGCUGGAGAGGUGGCUGGGAAAUCUGCUGGCCAGGCAGUUUGAAGGACGUCACUCCAAGGGUGUUGCAAAGACAGUGACCAAACAGCGUGUUGAAUCUCACUUUGACCUGGAGCUGCGUGCUGCUGUGAUGCAUGACAUCUUGGACAUGAUGCCUGAGGGAAUCAAACAGAACAAAGCCAGGACGAUUUUGCAGCAUCUCAGUGAGUCCUGGAGGUGCUGGAAGGCCAAUAUCCCCUGGAAGGUGCCAGGCCUGCCCACCCCUAUUGAGAACAUGAUCCUGCGCUAUGUGAAGGCCAAAGCUGACUGGUGGACCAACACAGCCCACUACAACCGUGAGCGAAUUCGUCGUGGAGCCACUGUGGACAAAACAGUGUGCAAGAAGAACCUGGGGCGAUUGACCCGUCUGUACCUUAAAGCUGAGCAGGAGAGACAGCACAACUACCUGAAGGAUGGUCCCUACAUCACAGCUGAAGAGGCAGUGGCCAUUUACACCACCACUGUACACUGGCUGGAGAGUCGCCGCUUCUCUCCAAUCCCCUUCCCUCCACUGUCCUACAAACACGACACAAAGCUGCUCAUCCUGGCUCUAGAGAGGCUCAAAGAAGCCUACAGUGUGAAGUCUCGUCUAAACCAGAGCCAGAGGGAAGAGCUGGGUUUGAUAGAGCAAGCUUAUGACAACCCACACGAGGCCCUGUCCAGGAUCAAACGUCACCUGCUCACCCAGAGAGCCUUCAAAGAGGUGGGCAUUGAAUUCAUGGACUUGUACAGCCACUUGGUGCCAGUCUAUGAUGUCGAACCCCUGGAGAAGAUCACUGAUGCUUACCUGGACCAGUACCUGUGGUAUGAAGCAGACAAGAGACGACUGUUCCCACCUUGGAUCAAACCAGCGGACACUGAACCACCACCACUGCUGGUAUACAAAUGGUGCCAAGGGAUCAACAACUUGCAGGAUGUGUGGGAGACAGCAGAAGGCGAGUGCAAUGUGAUGCUGGAGUCCCGAUAUGAGAAGAUGUAUGAGAAGAUUGAUCUGACGUUGCUUAACAGACUGCUGCGUCUCAUUGUGGACCACAACAUUGCUGAUUACAUGACAGCCAAGAACAAUGUGGUCAUCAACUACAAGGAUAUGAACCACACCAACUCUUAUGGCAUCAUCAGAGGACUCCAGUUUGCCUCAUUCAUUGUCCAGUAUUAUGGUCUGGUGAUGGACCUGCUGGUUCUGGGUCUGCACCGAGCCAGCGAGAUGGCUGGCCCACCCCAGAUGCCCAAUGAUUUCUUGAGUUUCCAAGACACAGCAACAGAAAGUGCUCACCCAAUCCGACUGUACUGCCGCUACAUCGACCGCAUCCACAUCUUCUUCAGGUUCACUGCUGAUGAAGCCAGGGACCUGAUUCAGAGGUACCUGACAGAACACCCUGACCCCAACAAUGAGAACAUUGUUGGUUACAACAACAAGAAGUGUUGGCCCCGUGAUGCCCGCAUGAGAUUGAUGAAGCACGAUGUCAACCUUGGACGUGCAGUUUUCUGGGACAUUAAGAACCGUCUUCCCCGGUCAGUGACCACUGUCCAGUGGGAGAACAGCUUUGUGUCUGUCUAUAGUAAAGACAACCCCAACCUGCUCUUCAACAUGUGCGGCUUUGAGUGCCGCAUCCUGCCCAAGUGUCGCACCAGCUACGAGGAGUUCACCCACAAGGACGGUGUGUGGAACCUGCAGAAUGAGGUAACCAAAGAGAGGACAGCACAGUGUUUCCUGCGUGUGGAUGAUGAGUCGAUGCAGCGCUUCCACAACAGAGUCCGACAGAUCCUGAUGGCAUCUGGGUCGACCACAUUCACCAAGAUUGUAAACAAAUGGAACACAGCUCUGAUUGGCUUGAUGACAUAUUUCCGUGAAGCAGUGGUAAAUACCCAGGAGCUCCUGGACUUGCUGGUCAAGUGUGAAAACAAAAUCCAGACACGUAUCAAGAUUGGCCUGAACUCCAAAAUGCCAAGCCGAUUCCCCCCGGUAGUGUUCUACACUCCUAAAGAGCUGGGCGGCCUUGGCAUGUUGUCCAUGGGCCAUGUGCUCAUCCCACAGUCAGAUCUGCGGUGGUCCAAACAGACAGAUGUGGGCAUCACCCACUUCAGGUCAGGAAUGAGCCAUGAAGAAGACCAGCUGAUUCCUAACUUGUACCGUUACAUUCAGCCGUGGGAGAGCGAGUUCAUUGACUCUCAGAGGGUCUGGGCUGAGUACGCCCUCAAGAGGCAGGAAGCCAUUGCACAGAACAGGCGACUGACUCUCGAGGAUUUGGAGGACUCUUGGGACAGAGGUAUCCCUCGUAUCAACACUCUGUUCCAGAAGGACAGACACACACUGGCCUAUGACAAAGGCUGGAGAGUCAGGACAGAUUUCAAACAGUACCAGGUGCUGAAGCAGAAUCCAUUCUGGUGGACCCAUCAGAGGCAUGAUGGUAAACUAUGGAACCUGAACAACUACCGCACAGACAUGAUCCAGGCUCUGGGGGGUGUGGAGGGCAUCCUGGAGCACACGCUCUUCAAAGGCACUUACUUUCCCACCUGGGAGGGUCUUUUCUGGGAGAAGGCCAGUGGCUUUGAGGAGUCCAUGAAAUGGAAGAAGCUGACCAAUGCCCAGAGGUCUGGUCUCAACCAAAUCCCCAACCGUCGCUUCACCCUCUGGUGGUCACCCACCAUCAACAGAGCCAACGUCUAUGUCGGUUUCCAGGUGCAACUUGAUCUGACUGGAAUCUUCAUGCAUGGCAAGAUCCCCACUCUGAAGAUCUCCCUCAUUCAGAUCUUCAGGGCUCACUUGUGGCAGAAAAUCCAUGAGAGCAUUGUCAUGGAUCUCUGUCAAGUGUUUGACCAGGAACUGGAUGCUCUUGAGAUUGAGACUGUGCAGAAGGAGACCAUCCAUCCUAGGAAGUCAUACAAGAUGAACUCGUCCUGUGCAGACAUCCUCCUCUUUGCCUCAUACAAGUGGAAUGUCUCUCGACCAUCUCUUCUUGCUGAUUCAAAAGACGUCAUGGACAGCACCACCACACAGAAGUAUUGGAUCGACAUUCAGCUACGAUGGGGUGACUAUGACUCCCAUGACAUUGAGCGCUACGCCAGGGCCAAGUUCUUGGACUACACCACAGACAACAUGAGUAUCUACCCCUCCCCCACUGGUGUGCUCAUUGCUAUUGACCUGGCUUACAACCUUCACAGUGCUUACGGUAACUGGUUCCCUGGAAGCAAACCUCUGAUCCAGCAAGCCAUGGCCAAGAUCAUGAAGGCCAACCCUGCUCUGUAUGUGCUAAGGGAGCGUAUCCGCAAAGGUCUGCAGCUGUACUCUUCAGAGCCCACUGAGCCCUACCUGUCCUCACAGAACUAUGGUGAACUCUUCUCCAACCAGAUCAUCUGGUUUGUGGAUGACACUAAUGUGUACCGUGUCACCAUCCACAAGACCUUUGAGGGUAACUUGACCACAAAGCCGAUCAAUGGGGCCAUUUUCAUCUUCAACCCCAGAACCGGUCAGCUCUUCCUCAAGAUCAUUCACACCUCUGUAUGGGCAGGACAGAAGCGUCUGGGACAGCUCGCCAAGUGGAAGACAGCUGAAGAAGUGGCUGCCCUGAUUCGUUCACUCCCUGUGGAAGAGCAGCCCAAACAGAUUAUUGUCACCAGAAAGGGCAUGCUGGAUCCUCUGGAGGUCCACUUGCUCGACUUCCCCAACAUUGUCAUCAAAGGCUCCGAGUUGCAGCUUCCCUUCCAGGCUUGUCUGAAAGUGGAGAAGUUUGGAGACCUGAUCCUGAAAGCCACAGAGCCUCAGAUGGUGCUCUUCAAUCUCUAUGACGACUGGCUCAAGACCAUCUCGUCUUACACAGCUUUCUCCCGACUCAUCCUCAUCCUCAGAGCACUUCAUGUCAAUAAUGACCGUGCCAAGGUGAUCCUGAAACCAGAUAAGACAACUAUCACCGAACCCCAUCACAUCUGGCCCACUCUCACUGAUGAGGAGUGGAUUAAAGUGGAAGUGCAGCUCAAGGAUCUUAUUCUGGCCGACUAUGGCAAAAAGAACAAUGUCAACGUGGCCUCACUGACCCAGUCAGAGAUCCGUGAUAUUAUCCUGGGUAUGGAGAUCUCAGCUCCGUCACAGCAGCGCCAGCAAAUUGCUGAGAUUGAGAAGCAGACCAAGGAGCAGUCACAGCUUACUGCCACUCAGACUCGGACUGUCAACAAGCACGGUGACGAAAUCAUCACCUCAACCACCUCCAACUAUGAAACGCAGACGUUCUCAUCCAAGACAGAAUGGAGAGUCAGGGCCAUAUCUGCAGCCAACCUCCAUCUGCGAACAAACCACAUCUACGUAUCCUCUGAUGACAUCAAGGAGACCGGAUACACUUACAUUCUGCCCAAGAACGUCCUCAAAAAGUUCAUUUGCAUCUCAGAUCUGCGAGCACAGAUUGCAGGUUACCUGUACGGGACCAGUCCACCAGACAACCCCCAGGUGAAAGAGAUCCGCUGUAUCGUCAUGGUGCCACAGUGGGGGACGCACCAGACAGUCCACCUGCCCAAUCAGCUGCCUGGACACGAAUACCUUAAGGAAAUGGAGCCCCUCGGCUGGAUCCACACUCAGCCUAAUGAGUCACCCCAGCUGUCCCCCCAGGAUGUCACUACUCAUGCCAAAGUCAUGGCCGACAACCCCUCCUGGGACGGAGAGAAGACCAUCAUCAUCACCUGCAGCUUCACUCCAGGCUCGUGCACACUCACAGCUUACAAACUGACACCCAGUGGUUAUGAGUGGGGUCGGCAGAACACAGACAAGGGUAACAACCCUAAAGGCUACCUGCCAUCGCACUAUGAGAGGGUGCAGAUGCUGCUCUCUGAUCGCUUCCUGGGCUUCUUCAUGGUGCCAGGCCAAGUCUCCUGGAACUACAACUUUAUGGGUGUGCGCCACGAUCCCAACAUGAAGUAUGACCUGCAGCUGGCCAACCCCAAAGAGUUCUACCAUGAAGUCCAUCGGCCUUCGCACUUCCUAAACUUUGCCUCCUUGCAGGAGGGCGAGAUCUAUAACGCAGACCGUGAAGACAUGUUCGGCUGAGUGGAUAUUCUGCAUGUGACAGAUUUUGUAGAUAGCUCUGCCCAAAUCCUGAUGCGCCAGUCUAGAACAGCUCAUGUAAUAUUUCUAUUGAACACAUAUAACUGUGAUGUUUGGAAAUUUUAAUGUAAAGGCUAAAGGUCCUUUUUAGGAGUCUGGUAACUUUUUUGAUAUUUUCUACAAAUGUUAUUUCCCCCUCACACUCUUAAAUGUUUCCGUGACGUUCUGCACAAAUUUGCAGGCUUUAAUUUUUUUUUUUUUGUGGCUUCUUAUACAUUCAAGCAUAUGUGCAUUUGUGUGUAGUUUUCAGUACACAGUACAUCUGUGUAAAAUUUGAUUACAUGGGUUUAAUAAGGGUCAGGACUUCCCCUCAGCCCUUGCAGAACUGAAAUUGAAAGUUGUAUCUUCCUGUCUGUGAGGCCCGUUACUAUGUUGUACUGUACAUCUCGUGACAAUGUAACUUGGGUUUAAAUAAAGAUUACACUUUUUUUUAUAUAAAUA